This is a messenger RNA of Tachysurus fulvidraco (yellow catfish), 5562 nucleotides long. Its product is annotated as inactive dipeptidyl peptidase 10. Gene Ontology annotation, molecular function: dipeptidyl-peptidase activity; serine-type peptidase activity. The coding region runs from base 439 to 2859 and encodes 806 amino acids. Gene Ontology annotation, biological process: proteolysis. NCBI's taxonomy places the organism in Eukaryota, Metazoa, Chordata, Actinopteri, Siluriformes, Bagridae. The record is from RefSeq and is a predicted model, not a curated record. The transcript is spliced from 28 exons.
UUUCAUUUCAACAGCAAGUACAGAGCUGUCUCUGGCGUUAAAAUUAUCUCGUAACAUGUGUACAGCAAAGCCCCUCUGUUGUAUUAACUCCUUUAGUGUUCAUUUGGUUCACUUCAGUAAACAGUGUGGGUGUUCUUCUACAGGACUAGUGAUUUUGCAGUGUGACAACAUAGACGGUGCGCAUAUAUAUCACAGAGGGGGAGAUAGCAGGCAGAGUGGAGCAGAGAGAUCCAGCUGAGCACAUUACGCAUCUGAUUCCCCACGCACUACUGUCGGAUCGCAAAAAAAAAAAAACACCGAGGAUAGGCUGCUUGCUGGUGCACAUGCUUUAUUUGCUGCUACUUGUGGACAAAGUGGAUUAGUGAAUUUCGAGUCGCUGAAAGUCCGGCUCAGACUGCGUCUUUUGGGUCGGGUUGCGACCGAGCUUUGAAUGCAAACAUGAACCAAACAGCCACCGUUUCCCAAGUGAAGUGUCAAUCCUCUAAAUCCAUAAAGGACCUGGGUGGAGGGAGCCCUCCUCAGAGAAACUGGAAGGGGAUUGCCAUCGCCUUGCUGGUUAUUCUGUUGGUCUGUUCGCUCAUAACAAUGUCGGUCAUCCUCCUCACUCCAGUGGACACUCUAGCUGGCAGUGACACUAAGCUGACAGUGGAGGAUCUGUUCAGUUCUGAUUUCUAUGUACAUGAUCCUGAGGCUCGUUGGAUCAAUGAAUCUGAAGUCAUCUACAGGAACCACCAUGGCCAUGUCAUUAGGUUCAACAUCCUCACCAAUGAAACAGAUAUUAUCCUAAUGAACAGCACAUUUGUUGCUUUUAAAGCCACUAAAUACUCAAUAAGUCCUGAUAUGAAGUAUGUGCUUUUUGCCUAUGAUGUUAAACAGGUUUACCGUCACUCCUUCACAGCUUCUUACAUCAUCUACAAUAUUCACACCAGGGAGGUGUGGGAGUUGGACCCUCCAGAGGUGCUUAACUCCAGAUUACAACAUGCCGCUUGGGGAAUGCAAGGACAACAGCUGGUGUAUAUCUUCGAGAAUAAUAUAUAUUACCAGUCAGAAGUGAAGAUCAACUCACUCAGGCUGACAUCAUCAGGGAAAGAGGGCGUAGUGUACAAUGGCAUUGCUGACUGGCUCUAUGAGGAGGAAAUUUUACAUACUCAUGUCGCUCACUGGUGGUCUCCUGAUGGUGAGCGUUUGGCGUUCCUGGUGCUGAACGACAGUCUGGUCCCCAACAUGGUUCUGCCCAGCUUUACAGGGUCCACAUAUCCUAAAGGAAGACAGUAUCCUUACCCUAAGGCAGGUCAGCCCAACCCCAUGGUCAAACUCUUUGUGGUGAAUCUUUAUGGACCAACACACACUCUGGAACUCACCCCCCCGGAUGGGCUCAAACUCAGGGAGCACUAUGUAGUGAUGGUGAAAUGGAUCAGUAAGACUAAGACAGCAGUCAGGUGGUUGAAUCGAGCACAGAAUAUCUCCAUAUUGACUGUGUGCGACUCUACCACUGGAGCUUGCGUCAAGAGACAUGAGGAGACAUCAGAGCUCUGGCUCUCCAAACAGGAUCAGAAGCCUUUUUUCUCACAGGACGGCGGCCGAUUCUUCCUAACUGUACCAGUGAAGCAGGGCGGCCGUGGAGAGUUUCAUCACAUUGCAAUGUUCACCACACAGGUUAGGGUGGAUCAAAACGAGGUGCGCCACCUGACAUCAGGUAACUGGGAAGUGACAGAGAUUCUGGCUUAUGAUGAAAAUUCCCAGACCAUAUAUUUCUUAAGCACUGAAGGAUCCUCAAGAAGACGGCAGCUCUUCAGACUGAAGUUUGGAAGGACUGCUGUUCAAAAGAUUGUGUCCACAGUUGGUCUGUUCCCACGGCGAUGUCUGACCUGUGACCUGAACAAGGCCCACUGCACUUUCUUUAGUGCUGACCUCAGUCCAUCACAGCACCAUGUAAUACUGCACUGUAAAGGACCUGGAGCCCCAACAGUGAUUGUCCACACACUCCACACAGCCAAUUAUUUUAUUCUGGAGAAUAACUCUCUCCUUAAAGCUGCUCUGAGAUACAAGAGAAUCCAGAUCACAGAGUAUAAAACCCUUCAGACUGACCGCUUUGAUCUGCCUCUAAAGAUUUCCUUUCCCCCUGACUUCUCUGACUCACACCAUUAUGGACUACUGCUGAUGAUAGACAGCGUUCCUGGCGGUCAGCAGGUGGAUGACCGAUACUCAUUGGACUGGGACUCUGUAUUGGUGAGCUCAGACAAUGUGAUUGUGGCUCGUCUGGAUGGCAGAGGCAGUGGCUUCCAGGGACAAAAGAUUCUACAGGAAGUCCACAAGCGUCUCGGAGUGGUGGAGCUGCAGGAUCAACUCGCUGCUCUAGAAUACCUGAUGAAAUUUCCGUACAUAGAUCAAAACAGGAUAGGAGUGUUUGGACGGGGUUAUGGAGGAUAUGUGACACUCCUGCUGGUGAAGUCCACUGAGAGUUUGUUUAAAUGUGCUGUGGCCAUGUCUCCAGUAACUGACUGGACUUUACAUGCCUCAGCAUUCUCAGAGCGCUACCUAGGAGUUCCAUUGCAGGAUGACAGCAGAUACCAGUCCUCCAGCGUGCUACAGAAUGUACAGGGCUUUAGAGACCAGACUGUGAUGCUUGUACAUGGAACUGCAGAUGCAAAUAUUCACUUCCAACACUCAGCUGAACUCAUUAAAAAUCUGGUGAAGAUUGGAGCCAACUAUACACUGCAGAUUUAUCCUGAUGAAGGUCACUUCCUGUCAGAACAGAGUCGGCAGCAUCUUUCAGCAUCUCUGAGCAGCUACUUCCGAUCCUGCCUGCAGGAGGAUAUCUUCCCACUCGCAGAUGAAGAUGAGGAAGAGGAGGAGUAGGUUGAAGAGUGCAUUAACAGCAGGACCUUUACACACACACAUACACACCAGACCUUUCUCCACGCAGACCUGUGUAACACACACACACACACACACACACACACACACCACUGCUCCCUGUAGGAUCCCACCUUACAAGAGACCUGCACCUCUAAAUGGAAAGAUUUUUAGAUUUUUUGAUAAGAGGGAGUAUGUGUGUGAUUAGAUAUGUAUAUAUGCAUGUGGGUUUAUGUGUUGAUGUUUAGACAAUGUGAAUGUUGAUACAUAGGCCCAAAAGGUGUGUAAGUGUUUUUGUGUGUGUGUAUUUACUUGCUGAUAAUGGACAUUUCUAACUGGAAACAAACUUGGUUGUUAAAACAGCAACCAAUUCUUUCACAUAUCAGAAAUCACUUCUAUCUUAAGCCGGAUGCUUCACGCGCUGACCAAUCAUCAUACAGAUUUUUUAAUUGAAUCCUGAUUUGGCCAAUCACAGUGCAGAUGGUCUGUUUGUGUGGACCUGAUCCAGUCACACAGCUGCAUGUUUGUGUUUGUUUUUUCUUCAAAUAUGUGUGCGGUAGACACUGGGACAGUGUGCUGUGUGCAGACAAAGUGCUGCACUUUGUUACCGCACAAAAAUGCUCACUGUUUCCAUGGUAACAACCUUCACCGAGAAGAAGUGGCGUCUCCGUCAACAAGCGCUGAACCACGCUGAGAGGUUGAAACGAGGUUGACUCUUUUUGACAUACACACACUGACACACAGACAGGACUUUACUGGACGCUGUAAAAACCAGCUGCCCUGUCCACACACAAAACUGAAAUUGUAUCUAACAGGUGAACAUAUAUAUUUCAGCAGGACAUGUUUCCGGAUCACUGUUUCUCUAUUGUAGCUAAACCAACAUUGAUUUCAACUAACUGCUAUCUGAUGUGAUCAUUGUGAGUAUUCUGUCCUCCAAUUCCUGAGUCAUUUUUCCUGCAGAUAAAUGUUGCCACGUCCAUGAUUUCCUCACAGAAGUAGAUUACUUUUAACCAGAAGUUUAAGAAUUGGUCGUUUUACAUCUCCAGAUUCUAAUAAAAUACUGUAAUUAUUUUUAAAUUUUCAAUUACUUAUCCACAAAUACGAACCAUACUGCUCUUAUCAUGCAGGUGCUGCCACAGAGGUGUCUCCUGAUCCCAUUCAGAAAAUAGGCUCUGUACAUUUCUGUAUGCAGUAUGUUGAUAAUCUGUAAUAAUGUGAAAUGUUUUAAUAAGCUAUAUAUACUCUAUUAAACACUACUUUGUUUAAACUGAUUGGUAUUGCCAAAAUAAUACAGCACAUUUGGUUAUUGUAGUCAGGGGUGGACAAUGUACUGUAUAGAGUAUGGGCAGGUUUUCAGAUCUUGUAUUGUUUCUGGGCUGGCUUUAAUUACUGUAGACAUGGCAACCCUGCUGCAGACACAUUAGUCACUUCUAGAGAUGAUAAUAAAUGUGUGGAACUGUAUUUGAGUUCAUACAAUGUAUUAAUUAAUCUGUCAAUUAAAUUUUUGUCAAUACAGUCACCACUUGAUCCUUGGCAAGUUUGUGGUGAAUCUGCAAGGUGGGUGGGAAUACACCCAGUCUGUUGCAGGGUGCCAUGUGCACACACAUGCAUAGAGUCACUUAUACCUAGGGGCUAUUUGGCCACUAAUUGCAUGUCUUUGGAUGGAAGAAACCCAUCCAGUUAGUAUCUCAAGCUCAGGACUGAACACAGGAACCUUGAGCUGUGAGGUAGGAUUACCAUUAUAACACUGAUGACAUCAGAUAGCAGUGAUCGGUUACGUGUUUUAUCAUUCAAGUAAUCUACGGACAUGUGCUACUCAAAAAAAUCACAUUCACCGGGUAUCAGUUAUCACUAAAUUCCUUUGAAGCAUUUUGCCUUAUUUUUGUUAAUAUAUUUAAACUGUUGUGUUAAAAUAAAACAAUUGUGUUACAGAUUUGACUGAGUAAAGAACACAAUUAUGUGACAGAAAAUAAAUUAAAAGUUGAACACAGAUGGAGACUGCAAUAGCUUUAGAGCAACAGUAGUGCUUCAGAGUGAAAUGGAAUUUCUGGAUAGUUGUCAUUAGUCUAGCUCAUAGGGUAAUAGCACAGAAGUGUACACAGCAUGCAGAGGGAUUGUUUUCAUUGUAAUCUUUAGAUGUAAAUUAUUAAGGUGACGGGGCGCAUUAAAUGACUGAAUGAGAGCAUCAUGCUGAUGGCUCAGUGUGAUAUAUUGAAAGCUUCUGUAGCUUUUGUGCAACUGAAAUACUGAGAAACCUGUUCAAAUGACACACAGUGACUAACUAUACAAAACACGAGUUGAAUGUGGAAACUGAGCACGAAUAUUCUGUACCAUAUUACCAUGUUUAAAUCUUUAGUGCAGUCAUUAAAGUCAUAGUGUGGACAGGCCCUGUGUAAGGGUGCAUGUGUGUGUAUAUAGUAGACUCCAGAGAUGGCGGUGUGAUUUGUACAGACAAGUGUAUCCAGUACAUACAGUAUAUUUUUACGAUUUAUCAGAUAUCAUAGUAGUUUAGCAAGCAGGGUGGAUAUUGUCAUCAUCUGUGUUGGUUUGAUUGUUUAUCUCUUUUGUACUUUAGAUUUACUGUUUUUUCUGCUUUAUUUUUGUUUGGCUGGUUGGGAUCAGGGCAAUGAGAAGGAAGACAGGUUGGAGGAUUGGGCCUUUCUGUCCUCAAAUAAUGACUAUAAAUAAACAGCUCAUCCAAACUGA